GCAGGGAGAGAGCUGCAGUUGAAGAAGGAGCUUACCUUGCUGUCUGCCUAUGUCUUACUCACGGGAGUAGCAGGGGAAGUCAGGUUCAGGGCAUGCAGGCCCAGCACAAGCACUCACUCACUUUCUAGUUUGGUUUGGAGAUAGGGUCUUUUUUAGCUUCAUGAUCCUCCUGCCUACACCUUCCCAGUGCUAGAGUUAAAAAUGGGCACCAGUAGGCCGGGCGGUGGUGGCACACGCCUUUAAUCCCAGCACUUGGGAGGCAGAGGCAGGUGGAUCUCUGUGAGUUCGAGACCAGCCUGGUCUACAAGAGCUAGUUCCAGGACAGGCUCCAAAACCACAGAGAAACCCUGUCUCGAAAAACUUAAAAAAAAAAAAAAAAAUGGGCACCAGUGUGCCCAGCUUCUGAGGGCCCCUUUCCUGGUCCAGGCUAGGGUAUUUUCAUCCUGGCAGGUACAGAGCUGCCUCCUAAGGAUCACAGCCCACUACUACACUGCUUUUCCUGGAUCUCAAUUUCUCUUCUCUGUUAAUCUCAUCUUUGCCACAGCCAGUGAUGUUCCUGGGCACAGCCAGGCAGGGUGAAGGCGCAGGGCAGUAAGACCACUUUUACACCUGGGCCUCUUACGGGCCUGUUGGACCUGCUCACAGUCACAUGUGUGUGCUGUGUGUGUUUGCUCUUCCGUUAUUCCAUUCACCAAUCUCUGGAACCAACAUUUGCUGCAUGGAUUUUUCUAGAUGCUACCUAUACAAGACAUCCAGGUCCCUGAAGAGACACAAACACACUUGCCUGCACUGACUCCAGCCCCUACUACCAGCCUUCCCUCAGUUCCCUGAAGGUAGGCAGAGACAGAGAGGCUGCCCAUGCCUCAGACCCCUUGCCAACCAUCUUGGGAUACCCACUCUCCUCAACUGCUUUCACCAUAUGCCUCCAUCUCUCCCACAGGACUGAAUGAGGCUCCCCUCCGUUACUUGCUACAAAGGGCUGAGCCUAGUGCCUGCAGUCAGAGUUCUCAAUCUGAAAACGCCCUCACUGUUGUGGGCCGUACUGUUAGUAAUCUGCCCAGCUACAUACCUGACCAGUCAGGAUGCCCUGAGAAGCCCUCACCCCCACCGCACACCCGAACCUAAGGUGGGAGUCCUGGGGAGCCAUGGAGAGUCGUGCUCCACAGCAACGUCUAUCACUGGCUUUGCUUGCCUACUACCUGCCUUGGCUCAGCCGAGAUGGUACCUUGUGGACCAGGCUUACAACAAAAGGGCUGGACUAGUGCCCAAUUCCUGUCCUGAAGUCUGUGGGACCUGUUUCCAUGCUACCCUUUUUAGUAACUUCCCUUUGGAGGUAUAUGAGGACUGAUGAAUUUUCUGCUAUUUGCAACCAAAAAAGCCUGGUUGGUAGAACCACCCACCCCAUACCAGACUCAUCCCAAGAAUCUCAUUUACCCGUCAUAAUUUGUAGGAACCAUAGUUGACUCUACUCCGUAUCUGAGGCCUUGAGAGGUUGGUUGAACCUUGGCCAAGAUUAAUCACCUAAUUAGUGGCAGGCCAAGAUUCAAAUUUCCCCUCUGUGCACCUUUAAGCACCUUCUAAGCAUUCUUCGGUUAAAGCACUAGCCCUGUUUUGCACCUGGGAAGCUGAGCCCAGAAGAGGUCAUGAAAAUGAAUAGAGGCCAGAUUCUCCGGAGCUGGGGCGGUCAAGGGGAAGAACGGAGCUUUGGUGUAAUGAGGUCACUUGUGAGCUCACAAUGCGGUUCACUUGGUGGGGCGGGGCCAAACAGGACCCCUGGGUAGAGGGCAGGGCCGAGGCAGCAUGGGCAGUGGCCUCUAGUGACCAGUCCUACCAUGGGAAACAGCAAUUCCCACAAGAGGACCAAAGCACCCAGUCAGGCCAGUAAGGACAGGCCGCCUGACAUGGACAAGGCCCGUCACAAGCAGUUCUUCAGCCACCUCAAGCGGAAGAAGCCAAGUACCAAGAUCGUACUGCUUUUCCCGCUGGACAAGCGGCAGCAGCUGGCCGAGGCAGCAGCGUGCCCGUGUGCCCGGCCCGGGCGGCCGGUUGAGGAUGCGCUCGGCGCCGCCCCGACAUGCUUCCCAGGGGUGGCGCCCAUGCUGCGUGGCGCAGGCGACGGCGUGGACAGGCGCGAAGGCGCGCGCGCCGGGGAGAUGAAAAGGAUCCUGGUGCUGUUGCUGCAGCUGGAAGCACGGCUGCAGGAGGAAGGGCGUCGCGCGGCUGGCGGGCGGGGGGCCGGGGCCAAGGCCCAGCAGGGCUGGCAGCCGCUGUACGCGCACCUGCUGACCCACCAUGAGGUUUGCAGCGAAGGCGACCCCCGCGAGGAGCAGCCGCGCAAGCGGCGCCGCUGCCCUCGCCCGCGGCCCUGAGUGCUUGGCACGGCUCCCCCGCGCUAGGACUCCGCUCAAUAAAGAGCACAUAGCAACCUGGGCGUCUUCCACUUCUGUCCCUGCUGAGGCCGCCGGUGAGUAGGAAUGAAGCAGAGCCAUCACCACGACCUGGAGCUAGAGCUGCGCCUAUCUUUGUGGCACAAAAGUCAGCUCAUGCCAGACCCAGAGGCUCAAGUUGGGCUUGAGCAAUCUAUACUUGGCUACGCUUGGCAUAACCUGUUUUCACCAAAGGCUUGAGGUCUUCUAAAGUCCUCAACGUUCAGAAAUCCCUCAUAGGCGGAGGGAGGGUCCCAGGCUCCUAGCAGUCAUCAUACCAGGAAGAACAGGGAGGCUGGCUAGCCAUGGUGGUGUGGAACUACAGAGUCCACCUAUGGCAAAACACUCAAGAAGGGUUUGAGAGCUGGGCAGUGGUGGCACACGCCUUUAAUCCCAGCACUCGGGAGGUAGAGGCAGGCGGAUCUCUGUGAGUUCGAGACCAGCCUGGUCUACAAGAGUUAGUUCUAGGACAGGCUUCAAAGCUACAGAGAAACCCUGUCUCGAAAAACAAAACACAAAAGAAAAAGGGCUUGAGCCUCUCUGGUCUCACUCCUGCCUGUGAGUGAUCAGUAACUCCCAAGCUUUCAAUUCCCCAAAUUUUCAGGUCAAAGCACUUUUCUCCCAAGGUACCAAAUUUCAUCCUCUACCCCACAUGUAGCCAAAGCUUCUUCCAAACCGCGAUUCUAAGGCAGCUCGCUUCCCCUGCCACCACUGCCCAGUGUUUCUCCACUAGCCCCACUAAAGCCCAAGGCUAAAAUUGGGACGUGCUUGCCCAUCUCCCCAGCCUGUCUGCCCUCAGUUCCUGCCACCUGCUUUUUCCGUACUUUCGUGGCACCAGUGGGCUUCAGAGUCAUUCUUACUCCUCGUAUCAUUUCUGAGAGAAGCAGCACGCUAGGGGAGAAGCAGCUGCUGGCUUUCUUGGAUCCCACACCCAGCUUCCAGAACAGACCCUAAAGCUACCAUCUCCAGUUGUAGGCAGCUGGGGUAAUACCAGCACUCAAGAGGAUGAGGCAGGAGGAUCUUGAGCUCAGUGCAGCAGAUUGCUUCAGGAAACAAAAACUCCGAGUCGCCUUUCCUGCCACACAUUGAUGACUGACUCAGAAGGGCU
Molecule: messenger RNA, 3534 nt
Organism: Chionomys nivalis (European snow vole)
Lineage: Eukaryota; Metazoa; Chordata; Mammalia; Rodentia; Cricetidae
Gene: C9H20orf144
Product: chromosome 9 C20orf144 homolog
Exons: 2
Coding region: 1833-2369 (178 amino acids)
Source: RefSeq, a predicted model, not a curated record